Cydia amplana is the source of this 1110-nucleotide messenger RNA. RefSeq lists its product as uncharacterized. The transcript is spliced from 4 exons. Lineage: Eukaryota; Metazoa; Arthropoda; Insecta; Lepidoptera; Tortricidae. Bases 298 to 1065 code for a protein of 255 amino acids. Gene Ontology annotation, molecular function: NADH pyrophosphatase activity; NAD binding; ADP-ribose diphosphatase activity. The record is from RefSeq and is a predicted model, not a curated record.
AAAUAAACUUUUGAGUAGGUUGUGUUCAACAAUUGUGUGAUUCGUAUUUUGAAGAGCUAAAACAUUUUUAUCAUUAAAACCAUUAACAUGCGCAUAGUUUGUCGUCAAAGCUCAAGGCUACCGACGUCUUAUCUAUUCUAAACAACAUCUUGUACAAUCACAUAGUAGAUAUCAUUAUAAAAAAUAGUUUUAGCGCAAAAUGCGAAGUAUUUCAACAUAAACAUAUUUAAUUAAGAAAUAGUAUUGAUUUAUUCUACGCUUUACGAAUAUAUUAAAUAAAUAAAAAAAUCUUCUAAAAUGUUUAAUGGUGUAAUAGAUAGAUACAACGGUGUGACAAUAGAUUCACAAAAAGAGCCGUGUGAUCCCAGUUUAUUUCCAACCCAGUUAAUAGACUCUCUCAGACAAUGGGCUGAGGAAGGGAAGAGAUGCAUAUGGUUCAAAGUCAAUAUAAAGGAUGCUGCAUGGGUGCCAAUACUAGCCAAUGAUGGCUUUAACUUUCAUCAUGCCAGAGAUGAUUUUGUGAUGAUGUACAAGUGGUUACCAACAGAUUGCUCUCACAACUUGCCUCCAGCCUGUCACACAAACCUCGGAGUAGGUGGCAUGGUGUUCAAUGACAAAAAUCAAAUAUUGAUUGUAAAAGAAAAAUCCAUUGAUUACCCGCACUGGAAGCUUCCUGGAGGUUAUGUUGAGAGGAAUGAAGAUAUAAAAGAUGCCGCCAUGAGAGAAGUAUGGGAAGAAACUGGAAUAAAGACAGCAUUCGACUCCAUGAUAACAUUAAGGCAUUCACACAGAUCCAUGUUUGGUAACUCUGAUAUUUAUGUUGUAGUUAAGCUCCAAGCUAAAACAUCAGAAAUAACUAAAUCUGAUGUAGAAAUACAAGCAUGCCAGUGGAUGGAUGUGGAGGAAUUCUUAAAUCAUCCUCAUGUUCACGAAUUCAAUCGUUUUUUGGUAAAACAAGCCUUGGACUUAGAACAAAGGAAAAUCAAAUUAGGUCUACAUCAGCAGACAAUAACAUUUGCAAAACUUUCACGUGAUGUAACUAAUCUUGUAAUUGAAGAUUUAUAAAUUAUUAUUACAUAUUCAAUGUAUUAAUAUAAUUCGACUGUGAGG